Cylicostephanus goldi is the source of this 207-nucleotide messenger RNA. The record is from the annotation of a GenBank genome assembly. Lineage: Eukaryota; Metazoa; Nematoda; Chromadorea; Rhabditida; Strongylidae.
AUGCUGAAAGAGGACGCAAUUUAUCGUAUUCGCUUUGCCAUGCCUCAAAGUGUUGGUGUCAUCCAAGAGGAGGAUGAAAACAGCGAGACUCGACAAGAGGAGGAAGCGACAGUUGCGAGGGCAUUCCUGGAAAGUGCCCAAUUUCUUGAAAGACCAGUAUUUGUAGACGAAGACUCAAACAGUGGCUUUAGUGAACACAUGUUAUAA